AGUACCACGUUCUUUAACACAUUAAAGUUACUUUUUGUCGCCAUGAUUAAGCGAUUCAAGUUGCAAAUGUCUCAUCGCAGGGGCAGUUUAUCAUCAAAUGACUUGUUUCCGCGUGAGAUUGAUAUAGAAAUAUGUUUAAAAACUUUAAAAAUAUAUCAAAAACUUGAAGGAGAUGUUAAUUGUGUGGUCUGGGACGCAUCUCUAGUGCUAGCGAAAUAUCUUGAAACAAUAUGUCAAGAAAAGCCCGAUUUCUUAAGUGGAACAAGGGUAUUAGAAUUGGGAUCUGGUUUAGGUGUUGUUGGCCUUACAGCAGCUACUCUAGGUGCUCAAGUGACUCUGACAGAUUUACCUGAAGCUUUGCCAUUACUUCGAUUAAAUAUCAGUGAAAAUAAGCAAAAAAUUGGAAGUAUGGGUGGCUAUGCAAUUGCUGAGGUCUUAGAAUGGGGUGACAAUAAUUCUGAUAUACAUAAACAAGAGUUUGAUAUGGUUGUUUUAGCUGAUUGUGUUUACUAUGAAGAUGCUGUAGAACCUUUGAUUCAAACAUUACAAAAUUUGAACUAUACAAUAUUGAAGAAACCAACAAUAUAUCUAACACAAGAAAUGCGUGAUACAGAAGUUCAGAAAAGACUUUGGAAUGAGUUUUAUGAGAAACUUACAGAUUCUUUUCAUGUACAAAAAAUACCUGAAGAUGAACAACAUAUGAACUACAGGAGCCCAGAUAUUGUAUUGCUCAAAAUAAAUAGAAAAUUAUAGGAUAGGAAAGUAAUAGAAAUUUGUUGAAUAUAGGUUAUAUUAAACGUUAUACUGUUAAUAAAUUAGAUGUAGAUAUUCUUCAUUUGAGUACAAGUAUUGUGAUAGAAGUAAAUAAAUAGUAC
Molecule: messenger RNA, 875 nt
Organism: Papilio machaon (common yellow swallowtail)
Lineage: Eukaryota; Metazoa; Arthropoda; Insecta; Lepidoptera; Papilionidae
Product: protein N-lysine methyltransferase METTL21D
Exons: 3
Coding region: 43-753 (236 amino acids)
Biological process (GO): peptidyl-lysine methylation
Cellular component (GO): cytosol; cytoplasm
Molecular function (GO): protein-lysine N-methyltransferase activity
Source: RefSeq, a predicted model, not a curated record